Molecule: messenger RNA, 592 nt
Organism: Argiope bruennichi
Lineage: Eukaryota; Metazoa; Arthropoda; Arachnida; Araneae; Araneidae
Exons: 2
Coding region: 66-464 (132 amino acids)
Source: RefSeq, a predicted model, not a curated record
CUAGAAGGAUAUCAUCAGUUUAAAACUUACAAUCUUUUUGCUCAGCAUAAACGUUGUGCUCAAUCAUGAUCGCUAAGAUUGCUCUUCUCCUCACUGCUCUUGCAGCAGUUGAUGCCACUGUCUUGGCUCCUGGACUUCUGAAUGCCGGAAUCGUGGGUCCUGCCACUGUCUCUACUGGAUCAGUGGUUGCUAUUCCUGGAGCAGUGACCACUGACAAGAGAGUCAUCAGUACCACUGGACUCAUCGCUGGAGCUCCCCUCCUUAGUUCAGGAGUCAUCGGAAAUUCACUCCUCGCUAAUGGUCUAAUCGGUGCUCCAGUUCUCAACAGUGGUCUAAUCGGUUCUCCACUUCUCAACAGUGGUCUCAUCGGAGCUCCUCUCCUGAAUUCUGGCAUCGUUUCCCCCAUCGGUCUAAAAAGCGGGGGAAUCCUUGCUGCUCCUGGAGUUGUCAAGACAAUUUUGUAAAUUAAAAUGUAUUUGGAAACUCCGUGAUAUUACAGUGCCAAAUAACGUGAUCUCUAAAAAUAAAAUGCGUAUAUUCUAAAUGCUUCAUGUAUUCUGUUGAUCAAAUAUGAUGUCGGAGAAGAUUUGUA